CUGAUACGGUAAACAAUGGAAAUGGAAAAUCAAGACAAAGUUCUGGAUGUUUUAAACAGUUUUGAGAAAACACCGUCUCGAGAUAUACCACCGGUCUUGGAAGACUAUUUACGCACAGUCGCGAAAACUGGUAAAACUGUUCCAAAUGUUGAUAAUACAAAGUUUAUGGAGAUGAGACAGCGCAUUAUUGAUGCAUUGCAGAAAUUUAAUGGUGCACCAUUUACUGUACAGCGACUUUGUGAACUUGUAACACAGCCAAAGAAGCAUUAUACACAGUGUGAUAAAUUCUUGCGGGGCAUUGAAAAGAAUGUAAUGGUAGUAAGCACGGUUGAUCCCAAUGGCAGAAAAAUUGUAUCCGAGUCAUCACAUCCAAUGGUCAAUGGUUUGGACAUGAAUGGAGUUAAUCAACAACGGUCAGACUUCAAUGACUUCACAGAUGGUCAGCCAUUUGGCCCAGGUCCUCUGGUUGACUGGGCAGGAAAUAAUGUAGCGACUGUCUGGCCAGAGCCUACCAACUUGAACAAGAAUAAUUCAAAUGCAGAAAGUGCUAUAUCGUGUACUGACGAUAAAGUGAACAAUCUUAAAUCUGAUGAAAAAUUAGAGGACAAUAUUGAAUCUGGAUUGCCUAAAGCUGAACCAGAAGCUGCAGAUGAUGAUAAAGAUGAAUUAGUUGUGAAAGAUUGUGUUGUCAAAGACAGUGUUCCAUCUUCUGUAUCAAUAAAUACAGUGUCAAAUGAGACAGAAAAUACGACUGAAAAUAAGACUGAAAACACAGAACAAAAAGAAAAUCAGGACAUUACAAAAAAUGAAAGCUCAGUUGAUUCCAAACAAAUAUCUGAAAUGUCAACAGACAGUAUGUCAUCUGGGGAUUCUGAUAACCAAUCAAAAGAAAAUAUAGAAGAGAAAAGUGCAGAAAUAGGUGUGCCUACAGAGAAACAUGCAAUGGAUGCAGGAGAUGAUGAUGCUGGUGAACCUCCAGAGAAAAAGCUGAAGGUUGAUAAUUCUGAUGAAAGCCAGGAGUCAGACAGUAGUGUAAAGGAAGCAGCAACAGAGGGACCAACUAGUGAUAAAAGUCAGGUUCAAGAUACAACAGUAGAUACAUCUCAGGGCAAUACAACAUGUGAACAAACACUAACACAAGAUAUGAAAGUGAAACAGUCCCAGGAAGAUAAGAGUAAAUCAGAGGAAUCUGAUGAACCUACACAGCUACAAGAAGAAAGUUCUUCUGCCACAGAAGAUAGCCAAUCAAAAGUGACGACACAAGGCUCUACAGUAGAAAACAGCCAAUCAGAGGACAGCUUGCAAAUAACAGAGAAACCAGAGUCAACUGAAAACACAUCUGGAGAAAACCAUUCAAAAACUGAUACAGAUAUUUCUGAAAGUGUUAUUUCUGUUCAGGAAUCUAAAGACAAAGAGGAACCUGAAAAAGAAAAAGAAAAUGGUUGUAAAGAACAAAAGGAGGACAACUCUGGUGCUGAAAUGAUGGAUACUGAAACAUCAGUUGAAAAUAAAGAAACAGAAGCUGCAGAACAGAAAGGAACAUCUGACGAAAGUGAACCCAUGGAACAAGAAUGAGGAUAAGUUGGAUUUAUUUUUUUCUAAAGAAGACUACUGGAAAGGAAUCAAUUGAAAUUUCAACUUUUGAAUCUAGCAGUUGAAUAAAUGUAGCGAUUUGCAAACAAUAUCACAGAAUCGAAGGAGAAAAGUUGAUUGACCCUUUGCUAACCUGUUAAAAAAGAAAACAUGACUAUGAAGGAAACAAAAAAAAUAUUUGAUAUUUUCAAAAUAACAUAUUGGCAUAAAAGAACAUAAAGUGAAAUAUUAUUAAAAGGUGGUAUCUUUCAAACAUAUUGACAAUAGAAAAAUAGAGAAAAUAUAGUGAAAAAAACUUAAAAGGUGUAUAUUUUUCAAACACAUUGACGAUAGAAAAAAAUGGAGUGAAAAAAAUUAUUAAAAGGUCAUUGUAAAUAUUUGACAUUUUAUUUGAAUGGCUACAUCAUGUGUUUAUAUCAUGGAGUAGAAUAUAUAUGAUAAGAUAAUAAUGUAGCCUGAAUGUAUUGUAUAAAUUUUCCUGAUUUUAUAUGUAUAUAUAGAAGGUUAUGUUUGUUGUUCAGGUAGGACUCUAGUAUUAGAGAUUCAGGGAAUUAAAAGAAAAGCAAACAAAUUUGUCAGAAAUAUUCUGAAAGUAAUUUUAUCAGAAAAUUUGAGAAUUGAAUCAGUUGUACAUGUAUGGAUGAUAAAAGAUUUGCAAAUGCUGGUAAUGUAAAAGGGAAAUUGUGUGGAUGAAUUUAGACAGAUACUUGUCUAAAAAAUUAGAUUUGUACAUGUGUAGGUUCAGAAUUUUAUCAAUAUAAGAAUUUUAAAACCUGAAUAUCCAAUUUGUCAAGUGUCUUAACUAAAGGCUUAUGAAAGAAAAUGCUACCUUUGCAUUGUUUAUUUUUUCAUAUAUAUCUUGUUGCUAUGGUUAUUUUGAGUAGGAAAAUUAUCAUGAGUUGAUAAAUGUCCUAGCAUUUAAUAAGUAGGUAUGAAAACAACUAUAUUUAGACUACUUAAAUUGUAAAACUUACAUAUAAUACCAUUGACUAAGAAUAUGAUUAUAUUAUACUGAAUAAACAUAAAACAUUAAAUGGAUGUAAGUUGUAUGAAGCUGUUUCUUUCCUAAGAAAACUGUAUAUGAAUAAUUCUUUAAAAUGAUUUGGACAUAAAUAAAUGGUAGGAUAAUAUAAUGUGAAUAUGAAAUUAGUUUUAGAGAUUUAUUGUCUGAGAGAGCUGGCAUAUGAGACUUGCUUAUGUUACUAGAGUAGAACUAGAUUUGCAAGUGUGAUCACUUGGGUUCUAUACACUGUAAACUGAUAAAUUUUAGAAUUUUAAUUUUAGAAUUUGAUGCUGAAACUCCUUAAACUUACCAAAUGCAGGAAAAAAUCAUGGAAGUUCAGAUUAUAUACAAUAACUACAGCAAUCAUGAUAUCAUGUGAAAGAUCGCCAUCAAACAUGUGGUAUAAUAGUUAAUACAGAAGUUUUUCGUUAUGAACACAAACAAAUAUAUGACAGUUGUUAUACAAAGGUUACAUUGCAUAAGAUGAGUUUUAGUUAGUAAUGUAUGAUUACUUUGUAGUUACAAUAUGUUCUAAUUUUAUUUAAAUGUGAGUUGAAAUAAUUAUGUUGAUGUAAAAGGAGACAUGAAAUAAAUUAUUUUAAAUUGUA
Ruditapes philippinarum (Manila clam) is the source of this 3204-nucleotide messenger RNA. Its product is annotated as serine/threonine-protein phosphatase 4 regulatory subunit 2-B-like. NCBI's taxonomy places the organism in Eukaryota, Metazoa, Mollusca, Bivalvia, Venerida, Veneridae. The record is from RefSeq and is a predicted model, not a curated record. Bases 16 to 1575 code for a protein of 519 amino acids. The transcript is spliced from 8 exons. Gene Ontology annotation, cellular component: protein phosphatase 4 complex; cytoplasm; nucleus. Gene Ontology annotation, molecular function: protein phosphatase regulator activity. Gene Ontology annotation, biological process: protein dephosphorylation.